This is a messenger RNA of Spirodela intermedia, 6971 nucleotides long. Lineage: Eukaryota; Viridiplantae; Streptophyta; Magnoliopsida; Alismatales; Araceae. The record is from the annotation of a GenBank genome assembly.
AUGGCAGACGAAAAUCCAGAGCAGUGCCAGGCCGACGAGUUGCCGGAAGGCCGGGAAGUGGCUUCCUCUUCCGGCGAUCAAGCAUCGGACUCGGCAGAACCCUCCCUCUCGAGGCUCGUCUCGUUGAGCCGCCUCAACGCGCAGGCACCGGAGUUUGUUCCCCGCACGCCGCCGGCGGGCCACUCCUCGGGCCGGAUGGAUCCGCGGAUGGUGCAGAUCCACCCUGCUCCCCCGCCGCUACCGGUGAUGCGCAUCUUCCAGCCUCCGCCCCCCGCGUUCCAUAAUAUUCCCCCCGUACAGAAUCAGUUCGAGUAUUAUGGUGGUGGUGGAGGGGGGUAUAGGGAGCCGGAGAUGGGUCGCUCCCGCUCCCCCUCUGAUCCGGACCCUGCAUCUGCUUCGGCUUCGGCUGCGAUGGAUGUCCUCUCGGACGAUAUUAUACAGAAGAUCACGAAUCAGGUUACUUACCGUUUUCCACCCAAAAUUUACGACGUACUACACGGAGUGCUUCUGCAUAUUUCACACCUAUUGUAAGAUUUGUUUUCUGGUGGCAUCGAUAUCAGAAAUCGCUUCCUGGGAAUCAAAACUUUUUUGGUGUCAAACGUCCGACAUGUGCAUCAGUCUAAAUUCUAGUGCUAUAAAAUAGGGGUAUUAAAAGCGCAUACAAAAAUUCUGUGAUCGGAAUAAAUCCUGUUAUAUUUCCGACUGUUUAGCAAUGUGGAAAGGUGUCAAGUGCAUCGCUAUGUAAUCUAAUCCUUGUAGAUUGUGAAUACAAAAGGCCAAAUUCCCUCUUUGAUCUCGGGGAUGGCUGGCCACUGCUGAUCUUGACCCCUAUCUACUCAACUAAAAACUUUUGUAGGUAGACAAAAUCAGCUUGCCACAGCACCUUUUUGACUUGAAUGAUCUAAUACGUAGAAAGAAUACCUGCUUCUCGUUGAGAAGAUUAACACUGCCAUAGUGGAAGUGGGGCGGAAAUGGGACCUUCAACUCAGAAGGAAUGUAAUGCGAAAUCCUUGAAUCCACGUUGAUUGGUGAGGGUGAUCCUUUAAUUCGCAAGGAUCGAAAACAGGAGUCCCUGAAACCACAAAAGGGGGAGGGGAGCGAGAGAGAGAGAGAGAGAGAGAGAGAGAGAGAGAGAGAAGUAAUAUUGUGGGUCAGAAACCCCUCCUUCGUCUACAAUGUGUGCCUCUUUAAAUAGGCAAAAAGUAGUUCUAGGUCCCCUGGACAAUAGGAUCUGAUAAAUGUUUUGCUAAAGAUAAGGAUGUCAUGGACAAAAGCAAACACUUACAAUGCCUACUAAAAGAAAACGUCUUUCAAACCUUAAGGGCCUCCUAGACGUCUCAAUUGUUUGCUUCCUCUUUUAAUAACCCUGUUUGCCCUUCUGGGCUUUGCCUUUUAUGCCUUUUGCAUUUUCUGGGAAUCAGUUCUGCAUCAUUAACUCAUUAUCUUUUGAGCUGUAGAAUUCCACUAUUUCGUGAAAAUUAGCCUUAGAUGUCAUCGUAUCAUCUUGCUUAUAACUUGGAAUCUCAGAAAGCUAAUCAUCGGCAAUAACUUACGAAGGAUUCGAAUAGUGAGCAUGUCAAAUGAUGCUUGGAAAACUAUCUAAACUUCUUGGAUGAGAUAGUGAUGAAAUAUCGUGUCAGUAUGAUUAUUUUUUCACUCUCUUUUGGACCACAUUGUCUUGGAAAGUUAUCAGGUUUAUGCGAGAUUCAUUAAAAGGUUCAAUGCACUUUAUUGAUAAACAGGUAUUAUUUCAUUCAUUUUUCGUGCUUUUUGUGAGAAAAUAUAUACCUUUUUAUAGCACAUUAGUCGAAAAGACCACAAAUAUCAAUAAUCUAGAUUGUAUGUAACAUUCACUGUCUUUGCCUAUUCAACUUGGAUUUACUAAGCUUCCUCUCCAUUUUUUUUCGGUAGUGGCUCAGAUCCACGAAAAUCGAAGGCAACUACUGUAUUAGCAUUCGUAAUGCGCCAGAUAUAAAAUAUACACAAUCAUUGUUGCAGAUUUUGUGUAUGCUUAUAACUAAAGCGUCUUUCAAGUAAGGCAGCUUUCCGCUUUGUAAGGGAGUCUUACUAAGUAAAGGGAGUCCAGAGGCCUGCCUCACAUCAGCGUUUUUUAAGUUUGUCACUUCCUUUUUAACAUGAACCGUAUUAGUAGUAUACGAAAGGAAUGGGUAAUUUUGAUGUUGUCGUGAAAAUUCUGAUACUCUAUUGAACUAGAUUUUUCCCAUGUACAAAAUUUGCCAGAAAGUUGCAAGAUUUACCUCAAAAACGUUUCGACGAUUGAUUCGUAAUCUAUCACAUACAGCUGGAGUCUCAUUUUGCAUAUCAUGUAUGUCAUUUUAUGGUUCCUCUGAUUUGAAUUGAUGACGAAGAUUUCCUCAAAUCAAUGACCCUUGGAGACUUAAUUUUGAUAUAUUUUUACUAAGAUACGCAGAGUGAUGAAAGUCUCAUCAGUAUCAUUUAUGUUACGUUAUCUUUCAGAACUUUCAUGCAUGAAAAUAAUCUUUGCUUGGAUAUGGUAGGUAGAGUAUUACUUCAGUGACAUAAACUUGGCCACCACUGAGCACUUGAUGAGGUUCAUCAACAAGGAUCCAGAAGGAUUUGGUAAGAUAGUUUUCUCCUAACUUUCAUUAACGUCAGAAAUUGUCUAUUUGUCACUGGUGAAAAUUUUGUAGCGUAUUUAUCUAGUGAUUAUAGCCUUCUUCAUGGUUCUUUCAUCAUACUGCAAGAAUGUUUGGCUGGCCAUCGGGAUAUAGAUAAUUUAUAAUGCAUCUGAAUUAUUCUUGUUAAAAAAUUAGGGCUUGACCAGGGUUGAACUUUAAGGAUUGAGCUCUUGCAAGGAUCUCCAUCCCAGUUGACUUUCUCUGAUGUUCUGUACCCUACAAUCUGUCGUAAUGACCGCAAAUAUAAUUCUUCUAUCAGUCAUUGAAGGCAAAGAUAAGGAACAGGAUGCAUCCAUAGUUGCCUACAUGUUUCCAAAGAUCACUUCUGGCACUUUAAUGGUCACGUUGGCACAUGAGGCUGGUGUAGAGAUGGAAGGGCACAUGGUCACCAUCUCAGGACAGAAAAUACAGCAGUCAGAUAUCUCUCUCCUACAGAGCUUGUAUGUUGUGUCAUAUCUGAUCAGUCCAGUUAUGUACUAAAUCUGAGUUAUCUGACAGUGGCCAAUUUCGAUCUAUAGUCAGUUGUCAGAUUCUUAAACCUGCAAAUCACAGUGACUAUUUAUUUGUGACAUUAUAAGAGCUUUGACUGACAUUGCAAUCGAAUAUUGACAGUGUAACGGUGCCAACACUUUCUCUGACCCCAUCUCCAAUCGCCACAACUCUCUCUCUCUCUCUCUCUCUCUCGUGUCUGAAGAGCAUUCCGGUGUUAAGGAUGGCCCUAGUGAAAUUUCUACUAGCUAGCAGACGGCUGUUCCUUUUUUUACCUGAAAUCUAAAAAAAAGCACAGAUGUUCUUUUGAUUUGGACGUGGAAAUGGCAGACUCACAUCAAAUCUGAAAUUAAAAAAGUUACUCUAAUGCUAGCUUUGUGAAUGUAUGGAGGUUGUAACGUCAUCAUUCUGGGGAUUUGAUGUAUUUCCAUAUUCUUUCCUUGUUCAGCUUUGAUAAUAACAAUUCACCAUCAGUCUACUAGCAUUAGUCAUUGUUCUUGCUUGGUACUGUCUUAAAUAGAAAAACUAUCCAGUACAAACAUUCUUACCAAUUUGUUUCGUUUUUUCAACAGUCCCAAUAUCAGUCAUUGCUGGCUUUAAGAAGAUAAAAGCCCUUGUCAGCAAUAAUGCACAGCUUGCUGGUGCUCUUCGGACUUCUUCAAAGCUUGUAAGUUCUAUUGGACAGGAUGAACAUUGCAACGUAUCCUGGUCGUCAUUUUUAUUUUAUUUUUUUGCUGUGAUAUGUAUUGUUACCAAAGGAAAAAUCCACUAAUUUUACUUCUUGAUUGGAUGUAAUUUUUUUUCAUUUGAGUAAGUAUGUUUCCAUUUCUUGAUGUAUUGUUUGGAUGUUUUUCACUGUUCAGGUUGUUAGCGAUGAUGGAAAGAAAGUCAGGCGGCAGCAACCUUUCACUGAUGCUGAUUUAGAGGAAUUGCAGGUCAGCUCACUGAUCUUUUUUUGUCUACAGCAUCCAUCUCUGCUUGUGCCGGGAAUAAUGCCUGCAUCUUGUCUUUUGUCCAGUCACGUAUUGUUGUUGCUGAAAAUCUUCCUGAAGAUCAUUGUUACCAGAACCUUGUUAGGGUUUUUUCUGUUGUUGGGAGGUAAGCACUUGACAUGCUCGUAACUGUCAGCAUUUUGUCUUGCGAACGAAAAUAGAAGUAUAAGUAUGUUAUUUGGCAGUGUGAAGACAAUCCGCACCUGCUAUCCACAGACUACUAAUGGCGGGGCGUCUGCAAUUUCUAAGCCUGGCAAGAUGGACAUGUUUCUUGGAAACAAGGUAGUUUUUCUACUGUUUUAAUUUUUUUUAAUCAUUUCAACUUGAUGGAUGAGAGAUUCCGAAUGCAUUGAACCAGUUAACUUCGGAAAGAUUCCUUUCAAUUUAGAUUCUGACGUGGGUUUAUGAGCGUAUCAAAUGAGAAACAUGAUUAUUAAUGUAUUUGCAUGAUCAGGCAGUAAAUUUCUCCCUGAUGAGGAAAGAUAAAUACAAUGUUACCGUAGCAUACUGUGUGUCAGAGCCUGAGCCUGGAGAUUGGUACUCAGCAGAUUAGAACUGAUGCAGCUGAGAAUUACAAGUUUGGUUCUACAGGUUUUUCUGAUUCCCAUGCCAUUUAUGACUUGCCAUGCGCACGAAACUGAGUGUUUCAAUAUUAAAUUUGAAAAAGAUUAUAUUGUUGGAUUAUGUGGUGAUAAGGUACUUCUUCCCAUGAUGUAAAAACGUACCCUUUUGACAAGUUUUUUCAAUAACCACAACAAAUGAUGUUUGCGGUUCUUGACUAGCAAUUCAAUGUCAACUCGAGGUGAAUUCAUACUUCACUGGAUGUCUACAGGAGAGUGCGUUUUAUAAGAAAAAAAUCCUGUAAACUGUGUUUACCGGACCUUUGUACUCAAGCUGGAAAGGAGCAUUGGAACCUACGAAGAAACUAGAAAGUAUUAGUCUUUCAAGUCUAUAUUAUCUCGGCAUUCCAAGAUAUCAUUUACCUUUUUCAGGGCAAACACAAUGCAUGGAAUAGACAGUAAUAAUCCCAUCUGACACAAAUUCCAAUUUUCAUUUUCCAAAUUGGGGAUACAAGUUGCAUGCGUUACUUGUCUUAAUCCUUUUGGGUAUCGUGUAAAAAUACAUUAAAAUGCUGUAAGAGAUGUGCUAAAACACUACUAUCGUAAUUACACGCGUUCUAAAUGCAUUCCCAUAUUUUGGUCCCUUUUUCUUUAAGGAUUGAUCAAUCAAGCUGCAUCAAGUACGAACCAGGUGGUCAUUCUGAGUUUUGAAUUUGAUAGGGUCUUUUAAAAAAUAUUGAAGCAUAUACAUGUAAUCCCAAAAAAAGGUCAAUUCAUUCAUCAUCUAAACACUUCAACGGUGCAAUACGACUGAUAUAUUAUGUCAAAUGUCAGCCAUUCAAGUAUAAACGUAGAUUAGGGUUUGCUAGGUGUAUUUUUUUUUUUUUCUGUAACAAAAAGAAUACAAGAUACAGAUUGGAAACUUGACAAAAGAACCCUCAAGCUUCUAUCUGAUUUUAUGUCAUGCUCUUGUUUUUUUCUCGUCUUUUUUUUUUGUACUAAAUGAAAUCUGCAUGGAGCUUCUUAUUCGAAUUUUAUGUGUAACUUGGAGCUUCUUAUUCGAAUUUUAUAUGUAGUUUAACGCAGAUUAUUUAUAUCGAUGCAAUUUCCAUUUAUGUAAUACGAGUUUUCUCCACAAGUAUAUUGGUAACCAUUUUUUUUCAUUGCAGUUGCAUGCAUUUGUGGAAUACGGGACCUUCGAGGAAGCUGAAAAAGCUGUAAGCUUCUGAUUUGUGUAUAAUCUGUGUCCCGAGAUUCAUUGUGCCUGCUGGGGAUCAGUCUAACCCUUGAGACGACCAGGUUGCUGAGCUGAAUGACGAGAAGAACUGGAGAAGCGGACUCAGACUUCGUCUACUCCCCAGAUGCAUGGUACUAUCUUCAUCUUGCUCGACCAAAAUGCAUGCCACCCCCCUCUCCUCCCCUUCUCAACCAAGAUAAACACACAAGCUCUUCAAAGAGGAAUUUUUUUGCAGGAAAUUAAUUUUCCAUUAUUAUAUUUUUUGUGAAAGGUUGCUGGGGUACAUGGGUUCCCUUCUUUCGUUCUUUUUUUUUUUUUUUUUUUUUUUUUGUCUGUCUGAAAACGAAGUUGCUUAAAAUGGGAACAAAAAUUUGAUGCUUUUUACCUCUUUCCCGAAUGACCCCUGCCAUCCCAUACUCAAACCUUCAGACGAAGUACGGCCUGAAUCGAGCGAGGAAAGGCGGGAACGAGGGCGAAGGAGUGGGUGAAGAUGAGGACACCUCCACGUCCAACCAGCAGCACCAUGACAGGCAUUUUGAGGAUCCCUCGCAGUCGGGCGAAGCAUCUCAUGAACACAUGGUGAGGGCUUCUAACUCCUCCCCCCCCUGAAUUUCUCUACUCAUUUCUUCACAUGGAAGGCCUGGCGGCGCCGUAGAACCCUAGAAAUCCUACUUCUUCCCGUCCAUCUGCCCCCUUAAACUGUUCUUUUCUAGGGUUUCUACGCCGUAUAUGCUCGUCUCUCCUCUUCCUUUCACCCUCCCGUCUGCUUGAGCUUUGAGUGGCUUCUCAUCAGGGUGACGACGGGUACCACGAGAGGGAUGCCGGCGGAGGAAGGCGGGGCCGCGGUAGGGGCCGAGGCUUCCGAGGCCGCGGCGGCCGCGGUCAACCCAACACCGGUGGGGCCGCUAGUCAUCUGCCGGCGCCGGCGGGGGAGCUGCUGCCCGGCGCCGCCAAACAGCCGGUGGGCCCCCGCAUGCCGGACGGAACGAGGGGCUUCGGCAUGGGCCGGGGGAAGAAGACUCCCUCCUCCUGA